AAGUGAAUGAGAAACCGAAAACGAAACUGAAUUUUGCGGACGCUCGUCUUACUCGUUAUUCAUUAUUCGUUCGACGUGGUUACAGUGUGUGUUCAGCGUUGUGUCAAACUUGUGUUUUGUUUAUUUCUCGUAUGUUUUACAUUUGCUCGCUAAACAGAAAAACAAAACAAAACCAAGAAAAAAAACAAAGAAAUAAAUAAUUGCUAAUAAAUUGUGCAUUCGAACGAUGUGUUAGGAAUGAUUUGCAUUGCAAAUCGUAACUAAUGCAAACCAAAGGCAGCACAAUGUCACCUUAAAAUGCACCGUGUGAUAAUGACAAUGGCGCAUUAGAGACGGGGCAUCAUCAACACAAGCAAAGGCACAGGAACAAAAACGGCUACCGUUUUGCCAAAAGAGUAUCUACAUCCGGUGCGAGCAUGAAACUGCAAAUGCCAGCAGAGACAAUGCCAACGAGUUGAGAACUGAGAGGAGGCGACAACAACAGCGAACUGUUAACGCUGCCAAUAUGAUUAAUUUAAGGCAACUGGGCGCCUGUUACAGCCUCCUGCUACUACUGCUGAGCGCCCAGUUUACACUAGUAAGAUGCAAGCGAAAAGAAAUGCUAGCUGGCCGCCUGGAGAAUGUUACGCAGACGAUCUCAAAAAUACUGCAAGGAUAUGACAUCCGGUUACGCCCCAAUUUCGGGGGCGAGCCACUACACGUGGGCAUGGAUUUGACUAUAGCAAGUUUUGAUGCGAUCUCAGAAGUAAAUAUGGACUAUACAAUAACAAUGUACUUAAAUCAGUACUGGCGGGAUGAACGUUUGGCUUUCAAUAUCUAUGGACCUUACUACGACACGGAUGCCGAUGACGAUGGCGUCAACGAUGUGCUCACAUUGUCCGGAGACUUUGCAGAGAAGAUCUGGGUGCCAGACACAUUCUUUGCCAACGACAAGAACAGCUUCCUACACGACGUCACUGAGCGCAACAAGCUGGUGCGUCUGGGCGGUGAUGGAGCCGUUACCUAUGGUAUGAGGUUCACCACGACACUUGCCUGCAUGAUGGAUUUGCACUAUUACCCACUGGACUCCCAGAAUUGCACCGUGGAAAUCGAGAGUUAUGGUUACACGGUCAGUGAUGUUGUCAUGUACUGGAAACCGACGCCUGUGCGUGGCGUGGAGGACGCCGAACUGCCACAAUUCACGAUCAUUGGCUACGAGACGAACGAUCGGAAGGAGCGUCUGGCCACUGGAGUCUAUCAGCGACUGUCGCUCUCAUUCAAACUGCAACGUAACAUUGGAUACUUUGUGUUCCAAACUUAUUUGCCCAGCAUACUGAUUGUGAUGCUGUCUUGGGUCUCGUUUUGGAUAAAUCACGAGGCGACCAGUGCGAGAGUGGCUCUCGGUAUUACCACGGUGCUGACCAUGACCACGAUCAGCACCGGAGUUCGCAGCUCAUUGCCACGCAUCUCCUAUGUAAAAGCUAUCGAUAUAUAUCUGGUAAUGUGCUUUGUGUUUGUGUUUGCGGCGCUCCUCGAAUACGCUGCAGUCAAUUAUACAUACUGGGGCAAGCGGGCCAAGAAGAAGAUCAAAAAGCUCAAGGAAUGUGAUCGACAUAAAAUAGGGAAAUUGGAAAAGUCCGAAACGUGUUCAACAACAGAAGACAUAAUUGAGCUGCAGGACGUACGCAUGAGUCCUAUACCUUCGUUGCGCAAAGGUAACUACAAUGUGACCCUUGGCUCCAUUGGUACCGAGACCAUGGACUUGGCCAAGUUUCCGCCGAGCUUCCGCAUUACGCGCAACUAUGGCGCCGGUCGAAGUCAGUUGCGACAUCGCGGCCAACGGGGAAUCUCGGCGCGUCCACGCAUGAUGCAUGCGAUCAAAAAGAGUGCGUCGGCCAUUCGGGCGACCAUACCGAAGAUCAAGGAUGUCAACAUUAUCGACAAAUAUUCGCGCAUGAUAUUCCCGAUAAGUUUCUGUGCUUUCAACCUUGGCUAUUGGAUAUUCUACAUACUCGAGUAGUGUCUGGUGUCACUCCGCUCUGUCUUAGUCUCUCUCCCUCUCGCUCUUUCUCUCUCUCUCUCUGUCUUACUCUUUAACUGCAUCACUAUCUGUAUCUGUAUCUGUAUCUGUAUCUGUAUCUGUAUCUGUAUCUGUAUCUGUAUCUGUAUCUGUAUCUGUAUCUGUAUCUGUAUCUGUAUCUGUAUCUGUAUCUGUAUCUGUAUCUGUAUCUGUAUCUGUAUCUGUAUCUGUAUCUGUAUCUGUAUCUGUAUCUGUAUCUGUAUCUGUAUCUGUAUCUGUAUCUGUAUCUGUAUCUGUAUCUGUAUCUGUAUCUGUAUCUGUAUCUGUAUCUGUAUCAGUAUCUGUAUCUGUAUUUCUAUCUUAACAUGCUGCCCUCCCACUGAUGACAACCAUGAUAAACAUUAUAUAGACAUUUGACCAAUUUAUAUAAAUGAUAAACCCGCUGCAAAUAAAGUAGCACACGCACACGCACAGACACAGUCACACACACCACACAUACACAUUCAUAAAAAGAGCCAACAUAUACAUAUACAUAUUAUACAUAUACAUAUAUACAUAUGCAUAUAUACAAACGAUAAAUUCACUGUAAAUCAAGUUAGUUCGCCAUGAUUUAUUGAUAUUAACUUGCUGCCACAGCCCAAAUACAGGAUAAGCCCGUUGACCUGAUAACAUCUUCGACUUUGGAAUUAGUCCGCAACAAAUAAUGCCAAUCGGAACGAUGUCAAUCGUAAUCUCUCAAUAUUAGUUUCUUCCUUUGAUUGAUUCGGUUUUUUUUACACUUUAUGUUUCCUAUGUCACUUCACCAUUGCAUCACAUAUCAUUUACUGUAUAA
Drosophila nasuta is the source of this 2831-nucleotide messenger RNA. RefSeq names its product Ligand-gated chloride channel homolog 3 (gene Lcch3). The coding region runs from base 506 to 1999 and encodes 497 amino acids. The transcript is spliced from 8 exons. Gene Ontology annotation, biological process: monoatomic ion transmembrane transport. The record is from RefSeq and is a predicted model, not a curated record. Gene Ontology annotation, molecular function: extracellular ligand-gated monoatomic ion channel activity; GABA-A receptor activity. Gene Ontology annotation, cellular component: membrane. NCBI's taxonomy places the organism in Eukaryota, Metazoa, Arthropoda, Insecta, Diptera, Drosophilidae.